AUGUUAACUGAUGGGCAGCCAUUGUCGGUAGAGCACGCUCUUAACGGUCUUCCACAAUUAUCCAGGUUGAUACACGGGUUAUUGGAUAAGAAGAUCAAGAAGGUUGGAGAGCGUGAGGCCGCUAAGCGGGAUAUCGCUACCAUUGUCUCAAAUUGCUUGCCUUUUUAUACCUCUGGAUUGGACAAUGAAGUUUAUCCCCGUGGUUCGUUAGUAAAAGACCUAUGUGCGCUUGCCCUGAAUGAGGUUGAAGAAAACGCGCAGAAAGUCAAUAAAACUUACUCAUCCUGGAAGACAUGUAGCUUGGAACUAACAGUUAAUGUUCUGAAUAAGUUAUGCGACAAGCGGUUGCUGUGUUCUGAGUAUCUAGAUUUCUUCAAUUUUAUCUUCGCUGUACUUAAAAGCCGGUUCGCAGAGUCUCAAAGCUGGGUAGAAAACGAUGUGACUAAUGUUCUGGCUAAAUUUGUCACUACCUCCACAUGCUUCAUCGCCCCGGCACAUGUGAAAGAUAUCUGGUCGUUGGUGUGGCUUCGUUUACCAACUGUCAUAGACACUAAUGGAAAGUCAUGCGGAAAUUAUUUGCGAAUUGCUCGGAGCAUUCUCAAGCAUAUCAAUAAAACUACCAUGGUAGAUGGCGAAAGCGGUCGGAAACUUGUUGCAGAAAUGAUUGUAAAGUUUUUCGAAGCAGCAAAGAAAGGGGAUUCUUCCAUAUGGAGUGGUCAGAUUGAAUACGCACUUGACCUUCUUUCAUUAGUCAUUGAUGAUUGGGGCAUAGAAUGCAGGGAAGUCAUUCUCCAGCACUGUAUCCCAUUCGCUUCAUUGCUCGUUGAAAAACUCGACUUCUCGUCAGCAUCUGUCAAUGAUUUGGGAAGCGCUUGGACAUUCUUUGAUCGAUUAUUCCAUUUGGCUAUACCAGAUUGCAAAGCUAGCUGUCUGGUACCGAAAGAGGCAUACGUCCUCGCACAAAACGCCUGUGAGGUGCUCCAAAGAGCACUGUUUUCACUUUCGCUUAGUCGCAUCGACUACGAGCUUAAAAUGGAUUAUGUUCCUUUGUUUGCGAGACUGCUUGUCAUUGCUCAUGUCAUAGCUACGAAUAGUUCUGAGACUAUGGAUGCUACCGUAGCAGUUUUUACACAACAUUCGAAAAGGAGAAAAGAAGAGUCUGUGCUUGAAAUGAUAACUGAGUGGUCUUUACCUGAAGGGGUCAGCUACAAAGACCGUCCUCAUUUUGUUGUUUCUUGCCUUCUUCUUGCAUAUGAGAUUACAUCACGUUGGUCUCACCGUAUUGAUGCUGAUUAUCUUGCUUCGAUGGCUGCAAAACUAUGGAUUGCUAGGGAUCGUAUCAAAUUUAACUGGCAAUUGCCUUCCUACUGUCAGCUGUUGAAGGAUCUUCUAAGGAUAGGUGCAUUUGAUCGACUUUGUGACUCGAACUCGGAGAAUGGGUUACAAACUGCAAAGAAUCUGUGGAAAUUUGCCCUGACAUCGGCUCAUGCUGGCUGUGGUUUUGACGCUUCAUGCUUACUGAUGAUAUCUAUUCUCCAGAGGUUCAAGUCUCUAAUUGGAGAAGACGACGACCUCACAGAAGCAAUUUGUGAUGUUUUAUCUCGGAGUUCCUCUCCUCAUGGGCCGAUAUUCUAUGAAAUGAUCACUUAUGUUCUUACUGAGCUAGAAUUUGAUGAAUUGAGACCUUUUCCUGGCGUAAGCGAGAAGAGAAGGGGAAUAGAUCAGUGGAGGUUUCGAUGCCAAGUAGCUGAGUGGCUAAUUUCACACGCCGGAACUCAGUGCGACCUAUCGGAGCCCCUGUAUGUGCUGUGCCAUCUUCACCCGCAAAGAUCGCGAAAGUUUAAGCGCUCAUUGCCUGCAAAGCUGGGGAUUGAACGAGACUUGGAGCUGUUCGAGUUGUCGGAAAUACGUUCUUGUCCCGAGGCAAAGAUCUCAAGAUUUCCUGUUAUGGUUAUUCCUGAACUUUUGUCCUAUAUAUCUCAAUUAUUUGAAGAAAUUUGGACAGCUCACGAGCUGACAUCAGCAGCGGAAAUCUCGUUAUGGUGCUCCUAUUUAAUGUUUCGGUCGAAGCUAAACGUUCUUUUCGAAUCCCAGUGCACAGUUUUAACCAAAGUGAUGGGAGACCGUAUGCGCGAGCUGAUCCGUAACGCCGAGCCGAGUUUAUUGGCGCAUAUUAAGCUCCAUAACGUUCAUCCUAGUUUGAUCUCAUCAGACGUCCUGUACAUUUUAUCAUCUCGUCUCUCUGACUUUCCAGCUCUUGGUGCAUAUUUGGUGAUGCAGCCUGUAGAACUCAAUGUUUCCGCUGAAAUAAUAAGAGACGUAAUGCGGGGUAUCGAAAAACAUCUCAUUGUUAGCGACAGCAUGGACGUUAGAAAGGCUGCUGGUAAUCUUCUGGAACGUUUCACUGCAGAGGUGGAUACAGUUCCAGAUCUCCUGCUGCUUUUGGAUGAAUGUGCUGGCAUCAUUGACAGAGGGUCGAGGCAACGUCUUGUGCGGAAAAUAUCAGAAAUCAUUGAUGAAGAUCUUAUUGCCGGUGAGUAUGACGUCAACGAAGCUGGAAUAUAUCGUCGACUUCUAAGCAUGUACAACCUGAGGUCAUGUGAGCCUGGUGAAUGCGAAGCUGUGGAUUUUAAUCGCAUCGGCUCCGCUCAUGUGAUUCGCUACCUUGGUUUUCUUUCCCAUUCACUUCUUAAUUGGGAGCAUGUUCUUAAGCUGUUGGAGCGAGCUGGGUCGAAUGUUGUGUUGGUUACGAAACUUAUUCGAGUUAUUAUUAAUGAUCCCGUGUUGUUUCAUCUACAUAGUUUGAUUCUUGUUGCUGUAGUCAGGAAUGAAAAUGUUAUGCAGGCAUGUGAACAGCUGAUCCCCGAUUUCGGAUUGUUAUUUGAUUGUCACUGUAAUUCAAUCAUGCUUGCACAGCCAUACACAGAACGGGUUCCUCAUUUAAAUGUUCUCUCUUCGCUUCGCAGUGAACAACUUGUUGAAUGUUUUCGUACAAGGAAACCGAAAAUACUGAAUAUCGAACAUUUCACCGCUGCAUUUUUCUUAUACAUUGAUGACCGACAUAAGAAUUUCUUCGUGUCCAGCUUCUGGAAACAAUUGUUAGAUGAACCACACAUGCUUCUAACAAGUUUAUGGAAAGCUGGUAAAUUAAGUAUCAGACGAAAGGAAUAUUAUCUUCUACUUCAUAAUCUUCGCUUUGUUGCUUCUAGUGGGCACUUGCAGUCUGUUAAUGCCAGUAUGGCUCAGGGAUUCCUUCUUACUCUUUACUCGGUUAUUUCCUCAAUACUUCAUUUCGUUGCCAAGAGAACUCCCGGAGAAGUGGAUGGAAUUCUUCAACUCGUCAGCCAAUUCGGUUGUUUUUCUGCUGACGAGAUCGUAUAUCUGAGAUACAGUGUAAGUGGUCUGAAUUCGAAAGAUCCAGACACUGCAGAGGAGCUUUUCGGCUUCGCAGUUGAAGAUAUUUGCUGCAGAGGGGUAGUUGAGGAUGUUCGGGUUUUCCACUGCGAUGAAUUCUGGAAAUGUAUGCGCAGUUUUGUGGAGCUUCAACCAAAACCCCAAAGCAAAGCAGACGAUUCUGUCAUAAAUAAGAUUUUGUCUCGCCUAACGUUAGUUUGGGAUGUACUGCCUUCCGCUCGCCCUUAUUUAGCUUGUAUUAUGUCGUCAUUUGGUGACUCGAGCGUAGUACCUUGUCGGAAGCUGGAGUGUCAUUAUGCCAUUGAUAAUGUACGCGAUUAUUGCCAUUUGGUUGUAACUGAUCACAGAUUAGAAUCAGCUGAGGUGUUUAUAAGUUGUUUACGUAUUCUUUCGUGCGAAGCUUUUCGUAAUUUGGCUAUUCUUCGCCCUCGAGCAGUUGGUCAUAAUUCGCACAGGGAAACCGACUUUGUUUCACGUUUGAUUAUCUCAAUGUAUCGUGAACUUGUGCCGCUGGAAACUGAUGAAAAUUCGACGGACUUCAGCCGCAGUUCAACGGAAAUUAUGCUGAACCGCGAUCCCAUCUGCGCUGCCGAUAGCACUAAUUCUUUAUUCUGUUUGAUAAGCAAAUAUGCAUGUUGUCUACCUAAGCUGUGCCAGAUACUAAUGCCAUUCGUUUUGGCUAUGGAUGAUUCGAAUGCGGAAGCAGCUAUCCGAAUAGUACUACACUAUGCAGUUCUCAUUAUGUCAACAGAAACCCAUCCUGUGCAAAAGUCAUCUAUAUUAAGAAUGGCACAUUGCUUGGCAGAAUGUGUAGAUGGAAUAGGUCUUCAUCGCCUUUCUCAAGUAAAAUUAGACUACAAUUUCUAUUUUGAUGGGAUGUGCGCUCUCAUUAAAUGUUGUUUGUUAUCUAAUCUUCCAAAAUACGCCUUCGCUGUCGCCAACAUUCUCUACGAUGCGAUCAUAUCUCAUCAAGGAGCACGCCAUUUGGCUGCUUUUGACGGUGUAAAAAUUGACAAUGGGGAAUUUCUCGAGCUUCUGAAGAGGAUCUUCCUUUCUUUCGGGUCAACGUCAGCCUUAAGAGCAUUGCCGACAGAGUUGCAAAAUGACGACAAUGUGCGCGUACUUUUUUCAAGAGCUCGAUUGGAUUGGCUGGACAUAAUUUCAAAUCCCAAAGCUUCUUCGAAGGAUCUUUUAGAUGCGUAUACGUAUUGUGGAAUCGCAUAUUCCGGCAAUUGUCGAGAGCUGAAAUAUGCACUUGCGAUCCGCAGAGAUCAAUGGACUGAGAUCAGCUAUCCGAAAAAAUUGUUAUCUCAUGAAGAACGGUUGUUUGCGUUCUUGUACUCCGCUGCGCAGUGUUCUUCACGAGCCACUGAACUGGCUGCAUUUUUAGAAACCAUUGAAUGUGCGGACACUGUCGAAUGCGAACUACCCAAUCCCACGACACUCAAUAACCUCCGUGAUUUUUCGGUUAUACAUCUGAAGAGUCGCAUUACCGUUGAGGACCUUAAGGCAUUGUCAAUCAAUCACCUAAUAAUUUUCACUAUUUAUCUGUCCCGAUUUUCUCGACUACGUGACUUGAAAGACGUUACACAGAUGUGUACGAAAGAAAUGAGCGUGGCCAUUUCAGAGUUAUCCAACAGAUUUGCUAAUCUCCAUGCUUUUGUACCAUGUCUGUCGUUACUGAGAUAUUGCACCGGGGAUUGGUUGACUGUCGAGAAAUGCAGGACCUUGAUCGCCAAAGGAGAACACAACACGGCGGAACAUCUAUUGCGUAUUCUUCUUCAAUCUUCAGGAAUUUCCCAGAAUGCAAUCGCAAUUGAAGCACGUUGCCUGCUGGCCAAGUUACUUGCGGAUCAUAAAAAUAUGUUGGAUGAAGCACUCAUUCUGCUACAAAAUGGCCUCGAUAACAUUGCCAAGUCAGCAGUUUAUUCUGAUUCACAUCUUCGAAUACUUAUGCUACUCCAUCGUCUAGCAGCACGUCAACUCACUGGGAUUGAGGAACACAUGGAGUCAAGAGCGUUCCGAAUGCGACAGAAUGCAAUCAGCGAGUGGACGAGACAGCGUAGCAUAGCCUCGCAAGGGCCGCCAACGCAUGCUUCGCGACGCAUUGAAUGUGAAUUGAAGUGUGAAAGAGAAGCUGUGGAGACAAUUAAGCGGAAACUAAUUUUAUCGGCAGUGGGUACUGUGUCCGCCGGUCUCGAAGCUCUGGAGCUCCUUUCGGAACCUUACAUCAAGCAACCGCAUCAGCCUAAGCUUCGAACUGACGCCAUCUUAAGGCACAUUUUCCCACUCAUAGAUGUGAUCUUCCGUUUUGACAAAGAAAAAGAUGUUGUCAAAGCAUUCAGGAUGUAUGUCGCUAAUGGUAUGGUACCAGCUGUCUGGAUACCGGUUGUCGGCCAUAUUAUGAACCACUGUUUCAGCAAGAGUAUUCUAGCACCUGUUAUAAGAACGAUGAUAGUGAAACUCAUCAUUGCAUACCCCUAUCAUGUCCUGCAUACAGUACUCAUGUACAAAUUCAAUGAGAAUUACGCUCCUAUUGUGGAGACCAUUCUCGAAGAGGCAGAACGUCGAGUUCCGGACAAAUCUGCCAAGUCUCGUCUCCACCAAAUUAUCGAGGAAAUGACCGUUGCGCAUGUUGCUUAUAUGCAAUUUGUUUCUGCAAAUGUUAAUGAUGCACGAUUUUUUAAUAAGCGCCAGAUCAAGGGAAGCACUGCAGUUCAGUACGAAAUGUUGGAUAAAUUAUCAAUAGUUAGACUCACCGAUAUUCUGCAACGUGUUCCACUACCAAUAAUCGAGCAGAAGUUUUGCAUGCCAGGCGACUAUUCUGGUGCUGAUAUUGUUAAAUGGGGACCAAUGGAGCGAGUAUGUAUACAAGCUGAUGGACUUUCAGCACCAAAAAUACUCGGAACUAAAGGAAGUGAUGGAAAAUUAUAUAAACUCAUCUGGAAGAGCGAGGACGUGCGACAAGAUUGUCUCGUCGAGCAGCUUUUUUCGAUAGUUAACAGCAUUCUGAAUGAUGGUGAAGACAUAACGUUUCUUCGAACGUAUAAGGUGGUUCCACUUGAUUCAAAAUGUGGUAUAAUCGAAUUUUGUCAGGGAACCGUCUCGCUGAAACAGCUUUUAUGCGGGCUUGAUUUGCUGGGUGGUUUACACGCUGAAGAAGAACCACAGGACGAGAGCGCCUUGAGAAUGCGUAACGAAUUGAAGGACGUGGCAAGGAAUCAAGUAAAUCAAGCAUCAACCGUAUUCCGCGAAGCCUGUGCCAGAUUCCACCCAGUGUUCAGGCAUUUCUUCUAUCGCAACUACACCACAGUUCCUCAGUGGACAAGAAUGAUUGAUAACUAUCGAAAAAGCUUAGCUCAAUGGAGUAUUGUGACAUACGUGGUGGGCCUGGGUGAUCGACAUCUCAGUAAUGUGUUGUUUGAAACGGACACUUGUAAAUUGGUUCAUAUUGACCUAGGUAUGAUCUUAGAAUACAGUAAGAGGACGUUACCUAUUCCUGAGAGAGUGCCGUUCCGUUUGACGCGUGAUCUUCUUGAUCCUGUGCUCAUUGAAGGUACAGGAGGACGACUUGCAGAACAAGCGAUCUACGCAAUGCAAUUGCUCCGCGAGAGCAAACAUGUCAUCCUUGGACUGGCUUCGGUUCUGCUACGUGAGACCAUAUCGAAUUUUGAAGAGAUAGACUCAGGCAGCGGUGAGCGGCCUUCAUUCGUCUCUGAAACUGCUAUUGCAAGACUUCGAGACAAACUCAAUGGGACAGACGAUACGUUUGGACAGCAGGACGUACAUCAUCAGGUACGUCGACUGUUCACGGAAGCCACGAACGUGGACAAUAUCAGCCGCAUGUUUAUCGGUUGGAUGGGCUUCGUUUGA
Molecule: messenger RNA, 7287 nt
Organism: Necator americanus (New World hookworm)
Lineage: Eukaryota; Metazoa; Nematoda; Chromadorea; Rhabditida; Ancylostomatidae
Exons: 56
Coding region: 1-7287 (2428 amino acids)
Biological process (GO): DNA damage response
Molecular function (GO): protein serine/threonine kinase activity; protein binding
Source: RefSeq, a predicted model, not a curated record